ACGUAAAUGUCCAAAGCGUUGUUUCUACAGUCUAGUAGCCUUCUUUGUAGACGCAAGGUUUUGAGCUGUGGAGUGUCGGCUAUGGCGGAUCCAUCGGCGGCAACCAAGGGCGACGCGACACAAGAUGGCCUGAGUCAGCUCGCGCGGAGCAUUCUUCCUCACAUUCUCAACCUAUACAAUUGCAAGGCGAACGCGGCGGAUUUUGAUGUCUACGCAUCGAAUGCCACGUUUGAGGACCCGCUGAUGCGCGCAAACGGUGUCCCGCAGAUCAAAUCGGCCUUCUACUCCAUUCCCAAGGUGUUUAGCGAGGGACGAAUCUCGGACGACUACAGCGUUGUGGAGGAGCCAGAGAAUGGAGAGAUUCGCAUUGACAACGUCCAACACUACAAGUUUCUGGGCCGGCAAAUCGACAUGCCGUCACUCAUCAAGCUCAAGGUCGAGAAUGGGAAAGUGAUCAGCCACCAAGACUUGUGGCAUAAGCAGCCAUUAAAAUCGAGAGACACAGUGAAGCUCCCGCUGGUGGGACGAUUGGCCGAAUCGGUGAGACGAGGAAACAUGAUGAUCACGCAUUUGCUCAUGGGUUGCGGCAAAGAUCCAGCCACCGCCGCGUAAAAAAUCACAAGAACAGCUCCAAGCUCUUUGGAGCUUUGUAAAAAGAUUAAGAUUCUACCAUUAAUUAACAAGUAAAUAAACUGUGAAGCC
This is a messenger RNA of Selaginella moellendorffii, 702 nucleotides long. RefSeq lists its product as uncharacterized. NCBI's taxonomy places the organism in Eukaryota, Viridiplantae, Streptophyta, Lycopodiopsida, Selaginellales, Selaginellaceae. The coding region runs from base 7 to 612 and encodes 201 amino acids. The record is from RefSeq and is a predicted model, not a curated record. The transcript has 7 exons.